UCCCAAUUAGAUUGCAUAAAUGGGGUUCCACUGUAAUAUGUUUGGCCUUUAGCUGAACAGGUUCAUAGAUACUAAGGUCAGAAGGGACCAUUAUGAUCAUCUCGUCUGACCUCCUGCACAACGCAGGCCACAGAAUCUCACCGACCCACUCCUGCAAAAAACCUCUCACCUAAGUCUGAGCUAUUGAAGUCCUCAAAUUGUGGUUUAAAGACUUCAAGGAGCAGAGCAUCCUCCAGCAAGUGACCCGUGCCCCAUGCUACAGAGGAAGGCGAAAAACCUCCAGGGCCUCUUCCAAUCUGCCCUGGAGGAAAAUUCCUUCCUGAUCCCAAAUAUGGCGAUCAGCUAAACCUUGAGCAUAUGGGCAAGAUUCCCCAGCCAGAUACUACAGAAAAUUCUUUCCUGGGUAACUCAGAUCCCACCCCAUCUGAUAUCCCAUCACAGGCUAUUAGGCCUAUUUACCAUUAAUAUUUAAAGAUCAAUUAAUUACCAAAAUCAUGUUAUCCCAUCAUACCAUCUCCUCCAUAAACUUAUUGAGUUUAAUCUUAAAGCCAGAUAGAUCUUUUGCACCCCUGCUUCCCUAUUUGGCUAUUUUGGACAGCUCUGGCCUACGGUGACUGACAGCUACACGGUAUAAAUUUCAGAGUAGCAGCCGUGUUAGUCUGUAUCCACAAAAAGAAAAGGAGUACUUGUGGCACCUUAGAGACCAACAAAUUUAUUUGAGCAUAAGCUUUCGUGAGCUAGAGCUCACUUCAUCAGAUGCAUUCAGUGGAAAUGAAUGCAUCCGAUGAAGUGAGCUGUAGCUCACGAAAGCUUAUGCUCAAAUAAAUUUGUUAGUCUCUAAGGUGCCACAAGUACUCCUUUUCUUUUUAUGGUAUAACACUGAUUGAUAAAUUGAGUCAAAAUUCCUGAUUUAGCAUUUUCAAUAAAUGUGGUGUGGAAAGUGCACUAGUUAUCAAGGCACCACAGUUGACCAUGGCCACAUAAGAGGAGAGAUAAGAAAUACGCUGUACUUGCUUCUAUAGCCUGAAUUAUAUCCUCUUAAAAAUCAGUAAAUCACUCACAUCAUCAGUUACUUCUGUGGGGCUUUAUGCAGGGUCCAUGUGUGGAGAAUGAGACUACCUGCAGGCACAGGGUCCACCUAGACAGGGCUUCUUGCAGAAUUGGGACUUGUUUUCUUUAUUUUAUAGUGACAUUGGAGCUUUGUCUCAUCUUAAAUCCUAGUCUAUCUUGUUAAAAAUGCAUAACUUUAAUAAAAAGUCAUCAAUAGUCAAAACAUAAUUUUUUUUCCCUACAUGUGCUGUUAGUUUACUUUUGAACUUUAAAUUGGACAUGGAGAAGAAACUGGUCAAUUUUGUUUUCAGAUGUCCAUGUUUCAAAAACUGCAGGAAAUGUUUAAAUCAACCCAAAAAAUUGAAGAGGAAAUCAGUAAGGUUAUGUUUAAUACCAAACUUAAAUACCUGUGUAUCUUAGGAUGCCUUUCAUUUUGCCCCUUUUUAAAGCAAAUGACACACCUGUAUGUGUUGCCAACAGGUGUAAUUUAAUUACUGGUUUUAUGAUAGUCAGUGUUUACUUAAGGUUCAGCUUCCUGGAGACUGAGGAGAGAACCUCAGCUUUAAUUGUUUUUUGUAAAGUAACUUUCUAGCCUUCAUGGUUUCAAAGCAAAGUUUGAAGACGUGGCUGAGUGCACCCAGAAGGCUCCAAAACCUGAACACAAAUAAGCAAAACCUCAAUUUAUUUUUAAGACAUUCACGAAUUUCCAAUUCAUAGGGUGAGGACCAGACUGACUCAGUUCUGACAGUCUGAGGUUGGCAGCAGUACUGCUCACAGGCUUGGAUGGCCACAGCUCGUGGGUGCGGUUGCCCAUAGCAUGUGCUCACUAAAGUGCCAAGGGCACGUUGGGUCAGGGAGUGGCCCUUUUCAUACCUUGCACAGUGUGGAGCACCCUACUGGCUCUAGGUAACACAGUGCGGAUUGCAUGGAUAGUGCUCAGCGGCCCGUUUUGGCUUGCACAAGGCAAGCAGGGCAGGCCCACCUCAUGUUGAAAGUGCGGGCCUACGCGUGCAGCAGGCGGAGACCCAAGCAGAGGUGCUGGAAGGAACUAGGGGCGCCCCCCGGCUUGACGUGGUUUCCACCAUACACAGGGUUUACAGCUGGGUUCAGUGGCGCUCAGCACCCCCACUCCACACAUUGUUCCAGCGCCCCCGGACACAAGAGGCUCCUGGCCCUGCCGGAGCGGGAGGGGAUUUCAGCAGAGGGGAUUUUACCAGCCCUUCUGAAACCCACCCCCGGGGGGGGCGGUGCGCGCGCCGGGCUGGCGGCGCUGCGGCAGAGGACGCCCGGGCAGCAGCAGGCCUGCAGGGGGCCGAGCCGCCGCCGCCGCUGCUGCUGCUGCUGCUGCUGCGGCGGGAGGAGGGGCCGGGCUGCCUUCUGCCGUCACAACCGGGAGCUGCGGAGCGCGUCGACGCCUCCGGCCGCUGGAGCCGCGGGCGGCGGAGCGGGGCGCUGCUGCUGCGAGCCCUGUUGGGCGGGAGCGGCGGAGGUUUUAUUUAAAAAAGAAAAUUGAGUCUGGAUGCCUGUGCUGGAUUUUAGCAGCUGAAGAUGGAGUAAGAUGUGACCUUAAAUCUGAUUUUAAGAAAUGCAAAACCACACUGUCUCACAGGAGGAAAACAGCCCUCAUUAUGCUUAGCACGGUGAUAUUGGAGGAUUAGCGACUGGCGACAAUCUGCUCCACUCUCAUACUUCGGCAAGACAAAUCACUAACGUCUAGCAGCAAGAAGAGACGUGUUCUUCAUGACAAAAUGACAGCAAGAGAACACAGCCCCCGCCAUGGUGCAAAAUCCCGCACUGUGCAACGGGCCUCCACUAUUGACAUUGCCUCUGACAUGCUAGGUCUGUCUCUGGCAGGAAACAUCCAGGAUCCAGAUGAGCCAAUUUUAGAGUUCAGCUUAGUUUGCAGUGAGUUGCUCACACCAUCGCUAGAUCGAAAACCAAAUACUUUUGUCGCAGUGAGUGUCACUACACCUCCUCAGGCAUUCUGGACAAAGCAUGCACAGACAGAGAUUAUUGAGGGAACAAAUAAUCCUAUCUUUCUAAGCAGUAUUGCUUUUUUUCAAGACUCUCUUAUCAAUCAAAUGACGCAAAUCAAACUUUCUGUGUACGACGUCAAAGAUAGAUCUCAGGGAACAAUGUAUUUAUUGGGUUCUGGAAUGUUCACUGUAAAGGAAUUACUUCAGGAGAAGAACCAUAGAUUGCAUUUAACACUAAGGUCUGCUGAAAGUGAUCGUGUAGGUAACAUCACAGUUAUAGGAUGGCAAAUGGAAGAAAAAACGGACCAAAAGCCUCCUGUAACAAGGUCUCCUGACACCAUUAAUGGGAGGACUGUACUGCCAGUUGAUGAAAGUUUAACAGAAUCUUUAGGAAUCAGAUCUAAAUAUGCUUCAUUACGGAAAGAUGUGUUACUAAAAUCCGUAUUUGGUGGUGCCAUUUGUCGGAUGUAUCGUUUCCCCACAACUGAUGGGAACCACCUGAGAAUCUUAGAGCAGAUGGCUGAGAGUGUACUGUCACUGCACGUCCCCAGACAGUUUGUGAAGCUUCUGCUUGAAGAAGAUGCAGCCAGGGUUUGUGAACUAGAAGAGCUGGGAGAGCUGUCUCCCUGUUGGGAGAGCCUUCGUCGACAAAUAGUUACUCAGUACCAAACAAUUAUACUGACUUAUCAAGAAAACCUAACUGACUUGCAUCAAUACAAAGGCCCUUCGUUUAAAGCAAGUAGCUUGAAAGCUGAUAAAAAAUUGGAAUUCGUGCCCACAAAUUUACACAUACAGAGAAUGAGAGUCCAGGAUGAUGGAGGAUCAGAUCAGAAUUAUGACAUAGUAACCAUAGGAGCACCAGCAGCUCACUGUCAAGGCUUUAAAUCAGGGGGUCUACGGAAAAAGCUGCAUAAAUUUGAAGAGGCAAAGAAACACACUUCAACAAGCUCCCAGUCUAUAAUAUACAUACCACAGGACAUUAUUAGAGCAAAGGAGAUUAUUGCACAAAUCAACACCCUGAAAACUCAAGUCAGUUACUAUGCCGAAAGGCUCUCGAGAGCUGCCAAGGAUAGAUCAGCUAAUGGCCUUGAAAGAUCACUUGCCAUUUUGGCAGAUAAGACGCGGCAGCUUGUCACUGUCUGUGAUUGCAAGUUAUUGGCAAAUUCAAUCCAUGGAUUAAAUGCUGCAAGGCCAGAUUAUAUAGCCUCAAAGGCAUCUCCAACCUCUGGAGAGGGGGAACAAGUGAUGCUAAGGAAUGAUCAAGACACCCUUGUGGCAAGAUGGACAGGAAGAAAUAGCCGAUCUUCUCUGCAGGUGGAUUGGCAUGAAGAGGAAUGGGAAAAAGUUUGGUUGAAUGUUGACAAAAGUCUGGAGUGCAUUAUUCAGAGAGUGGACAAACUUCUCCAGAAAGAGCGUUUGCACAGUGAUAGCUGUGAAGAUGUUUUCCAGUGUGACAUCAGCUGUACUAGUAAGAAAGGUAAUCGGGAUACUCGUGCCUACUGGAUAAAUCCAAAAGGCUUAGAUGAGACCUCAUCCUCACCUUCAUCAUCCUCACCACCAUCUUCAACCAUAUCAUCCUCUGCAUGCCAUUCUCACAGAAACACAAAUUGCAGCCCCCCUCCUGAAGAGUCCAGCCCAGGUGAAUGGAGUGAAGCUCUUUAUCCCUUGCUGACAACGCUCACGGACUGUGUAGCCAUGAUGAGUGACAAGGCAAAGAAAGCUAUGGUCUUUUUGUUAAUGCAAGAUAGCGCUCCUACAAUAGCUCUGUGCCUGAGCCUUCAAUAUCGCAGGGAUGUUGUCUUCUGCCAAACUCUGACAGCUCUUAUUUGCGGUUUCAUUAUCAAGCUGAGGAACUGCCUGCAUGAUGAUGGAUUCCUAAGGCAGCUCUAUACCAUUGGUCUGCUGGCGCAGUUUGAAAGCCUUUUGAGCACAUAUGGUGAAGAGCUGGCAAUGCUGGAGGACAUGAAUUUGGGAAUAAUGGAUUUGAGAAAUGUAACCUUUAAAGUAACUCAGGCCACAUCAAAUGCAUCUGCUGACAUGCUGCCAGUCAUUACAGGAAAUCGUGAUGGAUUUAAUGUGAGGAUUCCUUUGCCAAGCGCCUUGUUUGAUUCGUUGCCCCGGGAAAUUCAGAGCGGCAUGUUACUGAGAGUUCAGCCUGUUCUUUUCAACGUGGGAAUUAAUGAGCAGCAAACCCUAGCAGAGAAGUUUGGAGACACGUCAUUACAAGAAAUAAUUAACAUGGAGAGUUUAGUUCGGUUGAAUUCCUAUUUUGAGCAGUUCAAGGAAGUUUUGCCUGAUGAUUGCCUACCUCGAUCUCGUAGUCAGACGUGCCUGCCUGAACUGUUAAGGUUUUUGGGACAGAAUGUACAUGCAAGAAAAAAUAAGAAUGUUGAUAUUCUUUGGCAAGCUGCUGAGAUAUGCCGGAGACUAAAUGGUGUUCGAUUUACAAGUUGUAAAAGUGCCAAGGACAGGACAGCCAUGUCAGUGACUCUAGAGCAGUGUUUGAUCCUGCAGCAUGAACAUGGAAUGGCUCCUCAGGUCUUCACCCAGGCACUGGAGUGCAUGAGGAGCAUUGGAACACGGGAGGUAGUCACCCAGAAGAACUUGAGUGGCUUGGUGCCCAUCCGAGAUUUCGGGCUAGACCCCAGCCUCCUCUACUCUUUUCCUUUACUAGCUCUGAGCCCCAAUUUACUGAUUGUGUGGCUGUUUCUGAGUGUAGCAUACCUGGUGGCCCGAUUACGUUGCAAAUGAAGACAAGCUUAAAAAAACAAAAAUAGAUAAAAGUGCUUAAAUAUGUAUUGCCACCUGAUACCUGCUGGACAAAGGAAUGUGUCAUAGCAAUGUCUGCCAAGAAUUAUUAUUAUGCCUUACAAUUUUACGUUUAUAUUGUACUAAAGUGUAAAUAUACAUCAAAUUAUUUUAUCAAGAGGAAUUGUAUUCAAAGUUUAAACCAUUGUUAUGCUUUCAGUGCUUGUAACAUAGUCUGAAGUUGGCUGUUACCUCGUUACUUUAGCUGGCCUGAAGAUCAGUUUCUCUUACCAAAUAUUUCUCCUACCUUCAGAUCUAAGAGUCUCUCUCAUAUAUACAGUUUUGUGUUACUUGUUUCAUGUAUUCCAGAGAAAGGAACUCUGUCUGAAAAGAAUUUGUAUCUUUUUGUAUAAUCUUUAAGUGUAUGCUAACCUUGCCUUUCAUUUUUAUGAGGUAUGAAGAGAAAAAUUUAAAAUAAAUAGGUGGGGUUUAUAACAGAUGUACCUAGAUAAACAAAUCUGACACCUUUCUACUUCCAUUUCAAAGCAUAAUCGCUAAAUUACAGUAGUAAACAGUUUGCAGAACCCAUAGUCUUGUUCCUUUCUCAUGUUUAAAUCUAUUUCAGUAGCAUAUACUGUACCCACUAAAAAAAAAACCCUUGAAUUGCAGUGUACUGCAUGCAAUAUUAUUCCAUUAUGUUUACAGGUAUACAUUUUUGUAACCUAUUUAAGUGAAUGACUCUCAGAAAAGGAGUAUGUAGUAAAAAUAGACUGAUAGUGAUCAAUUGUCCAUUUAUGCUUCCUUGGGGAAAGAUGCUCCAUUUUUAAAUUAUAAAAAAAGAGAAUACUGAAUCAGAAUAAUAACUUAUAAGUUAAUUAUGUUGACAUUUAAUAUACCAGGCAAGAAAAGAGGUAUAUCAGUUAGCUCCCUUAGCAUGGUUACACUGAACUACAAAGCCAAAGCAUUUGGGUUUUGUGCAGUGACAAUAGACAAAGUAUUACUGUUAUUUCUAUUCUUAAAUAUUUGCUAGGUGCACAGAUAUUAUGGUUAUGGGAGCCACAUAAGGACCUAGGUAGGUAAAUAGAUGACAGUAAAUUAAUAUGUAAUUUCUAUCAUUAUUAUUAUAAUUCAUUCAAAUAGGCACAUAGCAGCAUUCAGAAAGCCUAGAUAGCUGUAACUUUGAUACAUUCAUUAUAAUGUUUUAGAAGCAUUUCUGACCAGUAAUAAUGCAAGAUGAAAAAGCAGCUAUGUAAUUUUGAGGUUAGAAUAGACUCUUAAAUUCAGGAAAUGUUUAAUUUCCAGUUAUAACAAAAUCAGAAAGUACAUGGCUAUAUUUUCUUUGUCCUCACCAAAUCAAAUCAUAUAGUACAAUGUCUCCUGGUUUCCAUCCCCUCCCUCACCCCAGAUACCCUCUUAUGUUUUUUUUAAAAAAAGGUGAAUCUAUUUAUUUAAAUUUAUAUUUCGUUUUUAUAAAAACAUACUGGAGUGAGUCUGGGAAAGCUUAUUGCUAAUGAAAUUGAAGCCAUGGCAUGCCAGCAAUAGAAAAUACAAAGCUAAUUGGUGGCAGGUAUAAAUUAUCCUGCCACUGCAUCUAAGCCCUGAUCUUCACACACUUCUGAUUCCAGCCUUAUUUGUCCCCUGAACAGCCUGCCUUUUGUGCCAAAUUCUGUGUUUUUAUUAUGUGAAUAAACAUCCAGUAUGGACAAAGGCCUUGAUCCGGCAAAGUGCUGAGCACACUAGCCCAAUCUAACAGGUAUGUGCUUAACUUUGAACAUGACUAGUCCCAUAGAAGUCAGUGGGACUAUUCAUGUGCUUAAAAUUAAGCAAGUUUAAAUGCUUUGCUGGAUUGGGGCCAACAUGCUCAUCAUCUUGCAAAAUCGAACUCUAAUUUAAGAAGCCGAUUAGUCUUACUUUGGGUGAGUAAAGGCCUACUUAAUUCAAUUUCAUUUCUUUGGGCCUAGAUUUCAUCCUUUGUUUGUGACCUAGCCUAUAUUUAAACUCAGGUCUCCAGAACUGAAAAGUUUACUGUAUGCUGCAAACAGAUCUCAACCAGAAGAAAUUAAUUCUUCACAAAAACUGUCACAUAAUUAAAUUAAGAUUCUGGUUCUUUACUAUGGUCUCAGUCUUGCACAGUGCCAAGUGCCUGAACUCCCAAUGAACUCAGCGGAUGCUCAGUUGAGGAUGCUCAGCACUUCAUAGGCGUACUUGACACCUUGCUCGAUCCAAACCCUUGCGUAGGAUCUCUAAUGAGGAGAUGGCUGUUAUGUCAUAUCAAUGACAGCGUAAUAAACAUAAGUGCCAUUAGUUGAGACGUAUUAAGCAGCACAAGAUCUCCAUUCUUUGCAUUUUAGAACACUCUUUAGUAACUUUGGGUGGUGGCAUGAAGGAGCAAUACUGUAACCUUAUAAUUCAGCUGGUUACCUUUGGGCAGGAGUUUUCACAUUCAUUUAAUUAAAUGUUGACAGAUACUAGGGUAAAGGUGCGAUAUAUUUUAAUUAAUUUAAGGUAAAGAUAACCCCUACAUUUAAGGUAAAAAUACCAAUUAUUGUUAUGCCUUUGUGGUCACAUAUCAAAAUAUAUUUUAGAUCAUGUUUAAGGUUAUAUUAAAGGUAGGACUAAAACUAAUAAAAUUAAGGAAGCUUGUUACCAGUUGGUGCAGUAUGCUGUUACUAACUCAUUCAGUUGUGUCUAGGAAUCUCAGUGGUGAAAUAAGGAUUUAUGUUCACUAUUAGGUCAUCGAAGAAAAAGUGACCCAUGAAUUAAUAUUUCUGGUCACUAUUGUUUCCAGUCAAACAGUAAGCCACAUCCUCAGCUGGUAUAAACUGACAUAGCUCCAUUGAAGUCGAUGGUAUACAGCAGUUAAAAAUCUGGCACAGAGGAUGAUAUGUGACAGCAUAUUAUAUCUUGUCUUCACAUUCACAGGAGGGGAAAAAAGCCCUUGCAGCGCUAUCACUGUGACUCACUUCAGACAUGUGCAAUAACUAGUCAUGAUGGGAUGAAUUCUGAACAGUACUAAACUUACCAUUGAAUACCCUAACUUUCUGGUUUGUGUCCCAUGCUACUGUCCCUUUGUGACAUUACCCAGGUUGCAAUCUGGACUGUUGAACAGCUUAAUUCUCUAGCCUUGGGUGUCUUUUACCCUUCUUUGCUGUCAGAACAUCCACUCCUGGUCUGCUCUCACAGCCUUCAGUAUUCAAAAUCACUCCCAGAUAAAUUACAUCUGUGCUGACCAGUCACUCAUGAAUUACAUAUAGGGUGACACCCAGAAAUUCUUAGUCCCAGCCUUGUUCCUCCAGAAAUGUGCAUCUUGUACUGCUCAGUACCUUCUCAUAGGAAGUCUGUCAUUUUAUCAAAGGAAAAUGAUAAUGUACCAGCCUUGUUAUCCCAAAUGGAGCUUCCCACACACUGUAAUCCAAACACACUGGUUAAGAUAAAACAAUAAGAUAUGUUUAUUAACGACAGAAAGAUUAGAUUUUAAGUGAUUACAAGUGAUGAUGCAUAAAAGUCAGGAUUGGUUACAAAAGAAAAUAAGAGUAAAACGCAAGCUAAUACCUAACUUAACAAGCUAAAUGAACUUAAAAGCAAAAGGUUUUGUCUCACCAUAUGCUGCAGUAAAUUUCACAGGCUGGGUCUACUUUCAGCCUGAGAUCCUGCCCCCUUAGUUCAGUUCUUUGAGAGUCGUUGAUGUUAUGAGCAGAGAUGAAGGAGGAGAGAGGAAAAUGGGAGGCCACAAUCUCACAGGGCUUGGCUACAGUUGCAGGUGUAGAGCUCUGGGAGUUAAACCAGCCUUCGGAGACAGCAGCAGGGAAAAUGCUGCCGUGUAUUUACACUGUCAGCUGCAAGCGCAGUGGUGUAGCCACAUUAGCAACUCUUGCAACGCCACAGAGAGCAGUGCAUUGUGGUAGCUAUCCCAGUGUGCAAGUGGCUGCAGCAUGCUUUUCAAAAGGGUGUGGGCGUGGAGUGUGACAGGGAGUGUGUUGUGUGUAUGUGGGGGGGAGAGACCAUGUGUUUUGGGGGGCAGAGAGUGUGUCAGCAUGCUGUCUUGUCAGUUCAGACAGCAGCAGGCCUUCCCUCCUCCCCGCCUCUCUCUCUCACUCACUCAUGCAUGCACGCACGAACACCUGCCUCGGCAGCAGCAGCAGCAUUCCACAGUAAUGGUUGCUCUGUGUCCUGGAGCAGAUAAGCAGCCGGAUGUCAGAACGGAGCUUUGAAAGGGGAUAUCCGCAUGCCUGCAACCGAGUUCAAAGCAAUGACCAGAGUGGCCACUUCACUUCAGGGGAUUAUGGGACAUUUCCAAAGGCCAAUCACAGCACAAUAAUGCACCGCGUCGUCCACACUGACACCGGUUGUUUCAGCCGGGGCACGGCAAGCUCUAUGCUUCUCGUGGAGGUGGAUUACCAGGAGCGCUCCAGCUGCAGAGUCCAGGCGCUCUAAGUGUCUUGCCAGUGUGGACAUCUCAGGAGUUAGGGAGCCCGUUGCUGAUUUAAUGUGCUUUAACUUGCAAGUGUAGCCAAGCCAUCAUUCUUAUAUCACCCUCCCCUCUUUGAGGAUUGCCCCCAGCUGGAGUGCAGGCGACAAGUAGUCUUUUGUGGACAUGAGAUCUGACAAGUCCCUGGGAUGGAAUGUAAAUUUCUUAUUCACACCUUCCCGUUGCUGGAGAAUGGCUGCUUAAGCAGGUGACAGCUCUUUAACACUUGGCUGAGGUGUCAAUGUGUCUUUGUCUCUGGAAAAACUGGCUUGGGCCUGCUUUUCUUAACCUUGAAACAUGUAUAACAAUGCUAUACAGCCAAAUCUUAUAACUUCACAUACAAUGUUGAUACACACAUUUUACCAGGACAAUAAUGAUCAGCAGACAAUAAUGUUCAGCAGAUUGAGUUUUCAAAUGAUUUCACAAAGCAUACUUUGUACCAAAUUUAUCCUAGUCUUGUAAAAGUGGUGAACAUAAUAAUAUAGACCAUUGCACAAUUAAACUUAAUGUUUUAAUUACAAUUUUAAAAAAACAAUUUGUCCAAGAAAAGGAAAGCAAAUCCUUUAUGGAAGUGUAUUUUAAUGGCUCCUUUGAAGCAAUUCAAGUCCAUGACAUGAAAAUAUAUUCAAGAAAUUUUCACAAUAUAUCUCACUCACUUAAUUGGCUGUAACAAUUUUUGCAGUAUUUUGUGUAAAAACACAAAAUAAUGGUGUAAUGUACAUAUUGGGAUCCAUACUAUAAAAAACAGUUACUGCACAUUUGUAGUAGGCAGUCCUCAAACUUUAAAUAGGGUGGUUUUAGGAGACAAAGGUAAGAAUGCCAAAUGCAUUUAAAACAGGCAACAAAUAAAAUUACAACCAGUUUAAUUAACCAAAAUCAAAUAAGCCCAGCAAUGAGCAUGAGCCAAUGUUGGAAGAAGAUUUUUAAAGGUAAACAAACCCCAAACCAACCUUUUAAAUUAAGUCACUGUGGUUUAUCUGGGGUAUGUUACAUGCUGCUUUUCAUCUGUCUUUAAAAUGGGAAUAAUAUAGCAUUUCAGCCGUAAGAUGGUGGUGUGUACAUUACACCAUCAAGCUAGAGCAUUAAACCAUUAUCAUUAUCCAUUUUUUACCUUCUCUAGUAAAGAGAGAAGAAAACAUUCUCAUGAUAAUCUAAGUUAACUUAUAACCUACAUUUUUUAAAAAGUGCUUCCUCUUUGUAAGUCUGUUUUUGGAAAACAAGGAUUUUGCAUACAAUCAAAGGAACUAUGCAGUAGAUUUCAGAACCAUUAUAUAGAAGCCUUAUAGCUGGGGUAGCUUUCAUUAUAGCACAGAGCCUCCUCUGCUGGUAUAGAGCAACUGCAUAGCAACAUUAGGUUUGCAAUCUAAACUCUGAACAGUUUUGUGUGAUGACUGUACAUGGAGCCAAUCUUUUUUUCCACCCAUACAAAGCUUGCGUUUCAGGAUUUAGAUUCUGCUAGUACAGUUUGUUAAUUUUCAAAUUAAUUUAUGCAUGCAAAGUUAUCUGAAAAGUCAUUAUUUUUGUAUUCACUCUUUAAGUAAGCUUUGAUAAUACUGCCAUACAGGGGACAAUAAAAUUAUUUUAAAAAUUCUGUUCAGAGAUCAGCAGUUUUUCUUUUUCAACUUACAGUUCUGCUAAUUCGUUAGUAAAUUAUUUCAGCAGGUUUUUUGGAUUCCAUGUGCAAUGAAAUGGCAUUUAAACUUCACAGUAAAAGUAUCCUGAAAUACAUGAAACCAUCUCAAAUAUAAAAGUUUGUUCCAUUAGAUACACUGCUGCUUUUUAGAAAUGCAAAACUAGCAAUUAAACAUAGCAUGUGUCCAUUCUAUGUGCUUCUUAAUAGCAUUGUUUAAUGAUCCACCAUUUUUAAUAUUUCCAAUGGCAAAUGAUCCACAAACACCCAUUGAAACUAAUCAACUUUUUUUAAUGCUAUGAAAUAACCAGUUCAUUUCAUCUUAGUUUAAGUCUUUUAUUUAUUUAUUUUCCUUUUUACUGCUGUCAUUUUUUUGUGCUUGUUUUUUUCCCCAGUGAGGGUUGUCGAAGAGAAAAUACAAUGAAGAAUGUUGGAUGUCGCAAGUAUGCAUUUAAUUCCCUGCAACUGAAGGCUUUCCCAAAGCAUUACAGGCCUCCAGAAGGAACUUAUGGAAAAGUUGAAACAUAAGCAUACUGUGUCCUGUAAUUAGCUGUUCCAUUAAAACAUGGGAAUAUACUCUAGUUUAAUAUAUGAAUUUGUCAUGGAGACCAGAUAACCAAUUUUUGUACAUUUCACUAGGUUAUAUUGAGCAUGUUACUUUAUUGAAUUGGAAUCUAUGAAGAUUAUUCUGACACCUUAGCUUGAUGACUCUCUGCCCAUUUAAAUAGCCUUCAGUGUAUGUAAAAUGCACGAAUACUGUAGCACUGAAUAAUUACCUAAAUGGAAAUAGCUUGGUACCUCCAGGAUCGUCAAGGACUUUAUGAAUGGUGUUUAGGCAGGUGUUCCACAUAACAUCUUUUUAUACUGAGUUGACUUGAGAGUAAGCUUUUCAUAAUACUUUUUAAAACUGAGAAUAAAACCUCAACAUUGUAAAUAGUAAAUUAAUUGGACCCUGGGCAGUCGGAUGAGUGUAGAAUGAAUUGUUACAAUCAAGCAACAAUGGUUUAAUUUUUAAAAAAGAAUGUCAACACAAAAGUUAGGAGCUUAAAAUGUUUUACUGUAUAUAUAAUGCUGUCUUUCAUACAUGGAGUUAGUAAUGUACAAGGCCAGAUACUGACAUGAAGUCCUGUCCUGCUCCAACUUAGUCUAAAACUCCCAUUGACUUUACUGGGCUCAGGAUUGGACCCACAAUCACCUUAUUUGAUUUCAGAAACUUUUUAAAUUUUUCGAACACUUAUGUGAUUGCAUUUGAUUAGUGGUGAAUGCUAACAAACAAUAUUGUAAAAUUCAAAUACAGUUUUAUCUCCCCAUUACAGUAGUGUAACUUAUAGCAUAACAGGCAAGUCAGUAAAUAUCAUGGUAUUGUGUAUUAAGUAACACAUUUUUCCAUGGCUUUUUAUAUCACUUCAGGUCAAUCGUGUUAGUAUCUAAAAAAUUUUUUGAUGAUAUUUUCAAUACCUGCUAACCAAACGAUGCUCUAUAAAUGUCCACAACUGCCCAAAUCCUUCCAUAACAAAAAUUUGUUUUCUGUUUAGCAUUGCAUUUUGCCCAGCUGAGCUCUGUCAGAAUAAUGUGCAGGGAUUAUGAUUAUCGUAACAUAUAUUUCUGGUGAAUCUAGCAAUGUCCUAUUUUGAUACAAAGUAACUGUUAAUGUGUUAAAACCUCAUACUUAUUCCAUCUCAUGACUAAGGUGACCAGAUAAGCAUCUGAUAAGAAAUGUUCAACAGAUCUCCUUGAAAAUAGUCUCUGUAAAGGGUAUGCAUUCUAAAAAAUGAAUGUAAACAUUAAUUUCCAGAUUUUAUCAGGAUUAAUCUUCCCUAGCCACAUUUAGCCCAAUAUACAAUAGUCAAGUACUCACUCCCCCUGGGAUUUUAAGGAAGUAGGCUUCAGAAUGGGAAACAAGGUCAGUUUAUUCAUAAUAGAAUAGCAACAGCCAGGUAUGUAUGUGGCAGUUCCUUAUUUCUUUCUCUGUCUUCCUGGUGUUCGUCUGUGUUCUCGCUGCUCUAUUGAUCAUGUUCAUUCUGCUCCCACAUAAAUUUGGGGGGUUUAAGUACCGUAGUUUUCACGUUUUGCUUUUUGCAGUUCAACAUUUAACAGUGUCACACGUGCCAGUUAGACUGUUUUGUUGACCUAGCUUUUUAUUAUUAUUUCAGCCUUACUAAGAUAACAAAAUGGCGAAUACUGUGUAAGAUAUGCAUAUGUCUAGAAGUCUGUAAAAAGUAUUUAUGGUCCUGUCCCUGUUUUGAAUAAUUAAUUCAUGGCUAUAGCAGAAACAAUCCUUGGGAACUCCACUGGCUCUGUUCAUCCCAAAUGAAACAACCUGUGUUUGUUUUUUGACAAUGUGUAAAACAAAUACAUGUUAAAAAAAAAAAACCAACAACUUUCAGUAAGAAUCCUUUGGAUUUAUAUUAUUCCAUUCAUUCUGUUAAAUCUGCAAUCCCUAUUCCAUUAUUAAACACCACAUUUCUUUUUAUGUAAUCUGUACUCUGUAGAACUCAGAGUUUCUCACUGGUGACAUUUAGUUGAUCAGUUUAUUUCAUAUAUUUUUCAAUCAUGUAGUUAAGCAUAUUUAUAAAUUCUUACAUUGUUACACUGGAACUCUGUGUUCAGUUUUGGAGGGGGAAUAAUGCAAGAGAGUUACUACAAUUACUAGAGCUGCUCACUAGUAUUAUGGAGUUCUUAAUAAUUAAAUCCACUCUAAAUUAUAGUGACCUUUAUUUAUUUUGUAUACACACCUAAUCUAAAAGAAUUCCAAAACUCUUUAUGUGCAUGCUUUUUGCUCACCUUUUUAAAGCAGUGGAACACCAGACUUAAGUACUGCAUUAUUUUGUGGAGAAUAUUCCAAUUUCUAUGUACUUCAUGUAAAGCAUCAUUGUUCGGCUAAUAUUUUAUAUAUACAACAUUGUUAUUACAUGCACAUAAAUAGGCUUGCUUAAAGGGCAUAUUGAACAGUAAGAUUUUGAGCAGUUCAUCUAAAAAGAAAAACUGUGAAACUUUAACCUAACAUAUAGGAACCUUCACAUGAGAGUUUAAGCUUUUCUGUUGCACAGGAAAGACAUUAAGGAUUAUUGUAAAACGAAGUUCUGUCUAAUGUUCUUUUUGAGUACAUUUUUUAAAUUAUAAAACAUACUAAGGUUUAAAAAAAUGUUGCCAAGUAUGUUCUGUGUAUGUUCUGUGAAAGCACCCACAGCACAGUUGCCUUUUGUUUCAUUUAUAUAUGUAAAAUUAUUGUAUAAUACAAUACUGUUUUGUCCCAAAACUGUUGUAUUUGCCAGGCUUUGUGCACUUAAAUACUUUUAUUUAUUUGUUUUUGGGCGGUAUUAAUAUAUCAUAAACAUAUGGUUAGUGUUUUAUAUAUUCCUAGUUCAUCCAAUCCAUGUAUGCUGUAAAUGUGCUCGUCUUUACGAUGAAAAACAAUAAAAAACUGACAAGAA
Chelonia mydas (Green sea turtle) is the source of this 15306-nucleotide messenger RNA. It is a transcript of the gene INPP4A, whose product is annotated as inositol polyphosphate-4-phosphatase type I A. The transcript has 26 exons. The record is from RefSeq and is a predicted model, not a curated record. Gene Ontology annotation, cellular component: cytoplasm. Lineage: Eukaryota; Metazoa; Chordata; Testudines; Cheloniidae. Bases 2799 to 5777 code for a protein of 992 amino acids. Gene Ontology annotation, molecular function: phosphatidylinositol-3,4-bisphosphate 4-phosphatase activity.